UUUUUUUAUGAAGGCAAUUCCGGGCCUUUCCCUUGGAGCUGAGCUGACUUUAGACACACAGCAGUGCUCUCUUCUUCAGCCAGUAGCUGCCUCUCAGGAGCUAUUCCAGCAAGCUGGACUCGCCAAAGUGAGGACAGGAAGGGAGGUGGAAAUGGCCAAGGACCUGCAGAGGAGACAGAGGUAGUUGGGGAAGGGUGCUCCUUUCUGGCUCAGCGUCAUGGUGGCCAACUUCCUUGGACCACACCCCUGUCCUGGUUCUGUGGGUGACAGGUCUUCACAAGACAACAAAGCAGAGAUUCAAGAUGCGGAAGCCAUGGAGUUGAGCUGCAGCGAAGUACCUCUUUAUGGGCAGAUGACGGUUUAUGCCACGUUUGGCAGAAAUGUUUACCUUCCUAAAGAUGCUGAGUUUUACUUUAUUUAUAAUGGAGCACAUCAGAGACACAUCGUGAUGGCAGAACGCGCCGAGGACAAUGUGCUCCAAUCCAGCAUUCCAGGCCAUGCGCUCCAGGAGACAGUGACAGUAUCCGUGUGCCUCUGUUCAGAAGGUUACUCCCCAGUGACCAUGGGCUCCAGCUCAGUGACCUACGUGGACAAUAUGGCUUGCAGGCUGGCCCGUCUGCUGGUGACCCAGGCUGAUCGCCUCACAGCCGGCAGCCAUCAGACCCUGCUGACUCCAUUCGCCCUGACAGUGGGGGCGUUGCCUGCCUUGGACGAGGAGCUCGUGCUGGCUCUGACCCAUUUGGAGUUGCCUCUUGGGUGGACUGUCUUGGGAAAUCCUUCACUUGAAGUUUCUCUACACAGAGAGUCUCUUCUACACCUGGCUGUGAGAUGGGGCCUUGCUAAGCUUUCCCAGUUCCUCUUGUGUCUCCCUGGGGGAGUGGAAGCCUUGGCUUUACCCAAUGAAGAGGGCGCCACGCCAUUGGAUUUAGCUGUACAUGGUGGGCACUCGAAGCUGGUGGAAGACAUCACCAAUUUUCAGGGCAGGCGUUCCCCCAGCUUCUCCCGAGUGCAACUCAGUGAAGACGCCUUCCUGCAGUAUAGUCACUCAUCGGAGACACUGACCCUGACGCUGAACCACACCGCUGUGCAUUUGUUGGAGGCAGAUAUUAAACUCUUCAGGAAAUACUUUUGGGAUAGAGCCUUUCUCAUCAAGGCUCUUGAAGAGCAAGAAGCCAGGCCCAGGGAAAGGCCAGAGAUGCCCUCCAAUGCUGCAGAAACCGAAGAAGAGAUUAAAAAUCUGGUGUCCAGUAGAUCACUGCCUGACGAAGAUGUAAAGUGUGCAAAAAGCCUGGCAGUUCAACUGAGUGAACAUGAAGAGCAGGACAGUCUAGAUUCCGAUCGCUCCUUUGAUGUCCUCAAAAAAUCCAAGCAUCAACCCACAUUCCUUGCUACUGGCCAGCUUUCUGAUGUGCUGAAUGGUGGUGAUGAAGUUUAUGCUAACUGUAUGGUUAUAGAUCAGGUUGGUGACUUGGAUAUUAACUAUAUUAAUAUAGAGGGCAUCUCUACAAACUCCUGCCCUGAAUCCAUGGGUUCUACCCUGGGGCCUCAGAGCUGCAAGCACAUCCUUCCUCCUGAAACCAACCCUGGCAUGUACCCACUAAGUGAGAAUAAGAAUGUGACAUCAAACCCUGAUGCCCAGCAGCCAUUCACGUCACCAUCUAGUUCAUACGCUUCCAAUUUGAAUUUAUCUUUUGGUCUUCAUGGAUUUGAAAAGGAACAAAGUCAUCUAAAGAAAAGAAGUUCUAGCCUUGAUGCCCUGGACGUCGACAGCGAAGGGGAAGGACAUCCCGAAAAGUCACACGUUGGUUACACUCCGGGGUUGCAGAGUUCCCCUAGAACUGGGAUUCCUAGUGGGGAUGAAAUGGACUCUUUCGAGACCACCACUGAGCCAGACUUUAGUAUCUCCAGGACUGAAUCACUUUCUUUAUCAAGUAACCUGCAGUCGAAGGAAUCAUUACUUUCUGGAGUCCGCUCACGUUCUUAUUCUUGCUCAUCACCCAAAAUUUCCUUGGGAAAAUCUCGUUUGGUGCGUGAUUUUACAGUGUGCAAUUCAAGUGAAGAGCAAAGAGCUUACAGCUUACCGGAGCCACCAGGAGAAAAAAGAAUUCAGGAGGAAGAAUGGGAUAAAUACAUCAUACCUGCCAAAUCAGACUCUGAAAAAUAUAAAGUGAGCCGGACUUUCAGCUUCCUCAUGAACAGGAUGACUAGUCCUCGGAAUAAAUCUAAGACAAAAAACAAGGAUGCCAAAGACAAAGAGAAACUGAGCCGACACCAAUUCAUCCCUGGAAUGUUCUCUGGGGUUGUACAGUGUCUGGUUUGUGAUAAAACACUCCUGGGAAAAGAAUCACUCCAGUGUUCCAACUGUAAUGCAAAUGUACAUAAGGGUUGUAAAGAGACUGCACCUCCAUGUACCAAGAAAUUCCAGGAGAAGUAUAACAAGAACAAACCGCAGACCAUCCUUGGAAAUUCUUCAUUUAGAGAGGUCCCACAGCCUGGUCUCUCCCUGCAUCCUUCUUCUUCUAUGCCUAUUGGAUUGCCAACUGGGAGGAAGGAAACUGCAGGCCCAGUCCCUCCCAUGUCCAGAAGUGUUCCAGGUACCACCUUGGAAAGCUUCAGGAGGUCUGGGAUGUCUGUGGAGCCUGAGAGUGACACAAACAACUGGAGAAGCAGGUCUCAUUCCGAUGAGCUGUUACAGUCUAUGGGCUCCUCUCCCUCCACGGAAUCUUUCUUAAUGGAAGAUGUUGUGGAUUCCUCUCUGUGGAGUGACCUCAGCAGUGAUGCCCAGGAGUUUGAAGCAGAAUCUUGGAGUCUUGUGGUGGACCCCUCAUUUUGUAGUAGGCAGGAUAAGGAUGUCAUCAAAAGACAGGAUGUCAUUUUUGAGCUAAUGCAAACAGAAAUGCAUCACAUCCAGACCCUGUUCAUCAUGUCUGAGAUCUUCAGGAAAGGGAUGAAGGAGGAGCUGCAGCUUGACCACAGCACAGUGGAUAAAAUCUUUCCCUGUUUAGAUGAGUUACUUGAAAUCCAUCGGCUCUUCUUCUACAGUAUGAAAGAACGAAGGCAGGAAUCCUGUGCUGGCAGUGAUAGAAAUUUCAUCAUCAGUAGAAUUGGAGAUAUAUUAGUACAACAGGUAAGGCCCUUAUCACCUUUCCCAACAUCAUGGUCAAAAUCAAAGGAUUACAGACUCUACAGGGUUAAAAGCUUCUGGGAAACUGGAAUUGAUUUCCUUACAGUUACUGACAGAUGGUUGUGA
Molecule: messenger RNA, 3250 nt
Organism: Talpa occidentalis (Iberian mole)
Lineage: Eukaryota; Metazoa; Chordata; Mammalia; Eulipotyphla; Talpidae
Product: rho guanine nucleotide exchange factor 28-like
Exons: 22
Coding region: 218-3250 (1010 amino acids)
Biological process (GO): regulation of Rho protein signal transduction; cell morphogenesis
Molecular function (GO): guanyl-nucleotide exchange factor activity
Source: RefSeq, a predicted model, not a curated record